Messenger RNA from Dictyostelium discoideum AX4, 1272 nucleotides. RefSeq lists its product as hypothetical. NCBI's taxonomy places the organism in Eukaryota, Evosea, Eumycetozoa, Dictyosteliales, Dictyosteliaceae. The transcript is spliced from 2 exons. The coding region runs from base 1 to 1272 and encodes 423 amino acids. The record is from RefSeq and is a predicted model, not a curated record.
AUGAUUAAUAAUUUACUUAAAAGGUCAAAAAUAAAUAAUAUAAUAUAUAAUAAUAAAAGAUAUUUUUGUAAUAGUAAUAAUAAUAAUAAUAAUAAUAAUAAUAAUAAUAAUAAUAAUAUAAAUAAUAAUAAUAAAAACAAUAAUAUAAAUAUAGAUUCCAAUGAUAAUAAAGAUAAUAAAAAUAUAGUUGAAAUUACAAAUGAAAAUGAAACAAUUAAAUAUAAAGUUAUAAUUAAAGAACCAAUAAUACCAAAUCAAACUAUAUUUUCAAAGAGUUCAUUAAAAAGUAUAAAUAAAGAAUUUAAUAAAACCAUUGAAUUAGGUAAAGAUAUUGAUAAUGAGUCAAAAAUCAAAGUGAAAUCACCAAUAAAUCCAUUUGAAUAUAGUAUUGAAACUGUUACGGAUGCAUUAACAUUACCAGAUUUAAAACCAGUUGGAUUAGAUAAUACUUAUGCCACUGGUGUAAUGCACGAGAAUUUAAAACAGUCAAUGCCAUAUUUAAUGAAACUAUCAGAGAAUCCAAAAGAGAUUGAAAAUGCAUUCUCACUAUUUCAAGUAAUGGAAAGAUUUUAUGUACCAAUUGACGAACAAUGCUAUAAAUUAUUAAGAAAACAAAUUGAAUCAGCAAUCAUUGAAAUAGCAGCAUUCAAUGAAGCAAUUAAACAAGAACAAUUAAAACCAGGUUCAAUGCCAGAUGAAAGAUUAUAUAUUCCAACCGUACAAACUUUAAAUACUCUCUUAAAUUAUUACACAGAAACUGAUAAAUUAUCUGAAGCAUUUCGUCUUUUCCUAACAAUGAAAAUGUUAGGUGUUCAACCAAAUCAACAUACUUAUAGAUCAUUAAUUAAUGCUUCAAUUCGUUAUGAAGAUAUUGAUGUUGCAUUAUUAGCAUAUGAAAAUAUGAGAUCUGAUGGUAUUAAAUUAGAAGUUCAAUCAUAUGAAAGAUUAUUUGAAUCAUGUUGUAAUACAGUACAUUAUGAUGGUGCAUCAGAUUUAUAUAGAGAAUUAGUUGAUAAUUUUAAAGUUUCUGCAACCAAUAGAAUGGCAUUAUUAACAACAUUAGGUACAACAAGAUUAAUGGAUUGGCUUGGUGUACCAAAAUCAACUAGAUCUGGUAGAGGUUGGGUAACAAGUUUACAAGUUUCACCAACUCGUUAUAUUUUCCCACCAAAACAUGACAAUCAUAUUUUAUUAGAACCAAAAUUACCAUCUUCAACUCUUAAAUCAUUAUCUCAAAAAUCAAAUGGUGGUGGUCUUUUACCAUUUUCUUAA